AUGACAAAGUCUUCAGGUACCAAAAAGUCUAAAUCUAAAAGUGCAAGACCUGCCACAAAAACCAAAAAGAAGAGUUCUGCCAAGAACCGCUCCCCAACUGCUAAAACCGCAACAAACCACGUGGAUAUUCUGAGUCCAGCCGCCAUGGAGAACAUCUACUACAUCUCUCAUAAUGCAGUGGACUGCUUGGAGUUCAGAGGCUUUGGCUGGCCCAGGACCUCCAGGAAGAAUAGCAAAAAAGGGAAAAAACGAAAAAGCUAA
Messenger RNA from Triplophysa dalaica, 261 nucleotides. RefSeq names its product small lysine-rich protein 1. The record is from RefSeq and is a predicted model, not a curated record. The coding region runs from base 1 to 261 and encodes 86 amino acids. Lineage: Eukaryota; Metazoa; Chordata; Actinopteri; Cypriniformes; Nemacheilidae. The transcript is spliced from 2 exons.